AUGCGAGUCGUCACGCCCAAAGAAAUCAUUGUCGUGGACGAGGGUGUGUCCAUGCUAGAUGAAGUGUUGCAGCAAGCUGACGGCGCAGCGCUGCUCCAUUUGAACGUGGCGUUUAAUCGUGUGAGACGACUCCAAGCUCUCGAACGUGCGAGAAACUUGAAGCUCCUCAACGUAAACCACAACAUGCUGCAAUCGCUUUGCGGUGUAGAAACGUUGACUGCGCUGUGUGUGCUCAAGGCGUCGUAUAAUAAGCUGAGUUCGCUGGAAGGGAUCGGGGCGUUGGCUCAGCUGUCAGAGUUGUGGAUCUCGCACAAUCAGUUGGAACUCCCCGAGCUCAAGUGGCUCCAGUCCCUAGACAAGCUCACGUCACUGCUUGUGGACGCCAAUCCAUGCUGCAAAGAGCCGUCGUACAAGAUGGUCGUGGUGGAUCUCGUUCCGUCGCUAACCCGACUUGACUCGGUCGUUGUGUCGGACGACAUGCGGACAAGGGCAAGCGCCUUCCGAAACUCACACGAAGGAAAAGCAGUUGCCAAGACUCUCCAUCGCCUUGUCCCUGCAUCGAAACCAAAGCCUUUGAACGCUGCGGGAACUGUCCAGCGUCCGUCAUCGGAAACGAAUCAGCACGACGAUGACGGCAAGGACAACGCACAAGAGACUGACUCCACUCGCGCCGCCCCACGCGCACCCACCUCUGCACCACUUCCGAAGGACAGAAAAGCAUCCCGCCUUGACGAUUUCCUCAAAUCGUUUCCUGUACAAGAAUACAUUCCAGCACCCGACGUUGACGAGUAUACGUCCUUUUCAAUUGCCGAUGCCAUCAGCGGCUUGCCCACGUUUGGAGGGUCGUCCAAGCAGCCUUCCGUGGCGUCCAAGCCCAAGCUGUCGUCUGCUGGGAGAGGUACCAAACAGUCAACUCGUCCUCUCGCCAACGCAAAGAUUUGUCCGCCCGCCGCCGCAGCUUCAAAGGCCACCAGCAAUGCGGAUCAACCUUCACCCGCCUCGACAACGAACGCACUGCUGAGCACAUCUGUCGACGAGUCCAACCAUUUCGUUCCAAACGAAGACGACGAUGACGACAUUCUCGACAUGGAACAGUACACUCGCACGCAGGCCAUGCCAUCGUCCAAGAGCCUCCAUGCAUGCACCUCCAGUCCUGAUGACACCUCACCUGGCGCUGGCGACUCUUCUGUUCUACCUCCUCUCCUCACGCUCCAACUCAACCCCUCCGAAUUGGUCGUGAAAUACGCGGGGUCGAAUGUAGCUGCAGUGGCCGUCCGUGUCGAUGGGUCGGCGCAAUGUCGGUGGCCCAAUAAUUCGAUUGCCGUCACAGUCGACAAGGAAUCGAACGCAAAGGACAUGUACCGCUUGUUUGGCACGUACAAGGACGGCAAGGUCGCGCUCAGCUUUGACGGCCACGGUGUCGGGUUCAUCAAUUACGCGAAUGGGAAAACGAUGCUGUCGACAACGUCGGGAGGCGACGGGCUCCUCAUGAACGCUCAUAACGGAGCCAUCGACAGACAGUGGUUCAAGGCCGGCCCCCCGUGGUCCACAGACAUCACAGCCAAACUCUCGGAUCACCUUGGGGUGUCCUUUUCUCUGCGCGCCAACCAGGAGUACGCCAUCCGCAUCUUCUUUGCCUGCAACGGCCUUCGCCACGCAGUCGUCAACGGAUUCAACGACGCUGUGGUCGACCCCACCGCGUGCGACGCCAUCUUCGGGAAACCCAAAGGCCCUGUCAAGAAGAAACUUGCAAAGCUGAAACAUGUCGACCUCGUCUCGGCCAUUCAAAAGUGUACGGCCCAGUUGUAGCGUGCUGUGGUCGUGAAGGUGGAAGUUCAAUGAUGGUACUGUUGGCAGCGGUGAUCUAUCUUCUACAGGUCCUUGCAGCAACCUGCCAUGAGGACGAUUCAUGCAACGAGGAAAGCCUUGGCAGAGGACAAGCACACGGAUCUCAGUUAUGUUCAGUCCGCUACCUGCAUGUUUUUGAGCUUUUCGUACUGCGAUCUCCGCAUUUUGUGCACGAGCAAGAGCGACACAACGACGACGCCGCUGACGAGCACGGCCAAGAGCCCCAAAUCGCUAGCCCCCUGGUGUGCUGAACGAUGGCUUUGUAAGCCCAAGGACAUUCGCGCCACGUCGAUGAUGCUGACGAGCGACGGCGCUGCAUCUAGGGGCUUGUAAAUGGUAACCUCGUAUUUCCUUGCGAUGGCCGAGGUGCACGCCGGACAGCCGUGGGCGACGAGUGGUCUUGCACCAGAAGAAGUCAUUUCUUCAACCGGGCACGCGUUGACGUGGUAUCGAUAGUUGGUCCCAGCAACGACUUGGGAUUCCAGCGAUACAAACUCCAACGGACACACGUGCAGAGGAUUGUUCGUAUCAGCAUCCAUGGCUUGGACGAAGCGCGCCUUGUCCGUCUCUUGAAUGCUGCGACGAGUCCAACCCCCUAGGACAGGGGGAUUCUCCGUGACGCUUGUCACCUUGUACGUAUGCGUCCAUGACUGCGCGUAUAUGGCAAUCGUGUAGGCAUGAACCGCCGAGUCCUCGCAAACGCACGCGGCAUUCGCCUCGGCGGCGGUGGGCACUGCACAUCCAUUCACGUGAAACUGGUAGUUCAUCCCCGACACGACUUGCUGGUUCACCGAGAUGAGCUCGAUCGCGCAGAUUCGAGGGAUGUUCGCGUUGGCGUAGCUGGAUUCGCUUUGGACGGCAGCAUAAAAGUCUGACGUGGCAUCGGUCACUGACCCUUCCUUCCAUCCACCGACUGAGACUUCGUGCACGGCCGCUUCCUUUGUGAUGGAUUGGAGCUGCACUUCGUCUUUCCAUCGCUUUUCAAUCACGUCGAUCGAGUACGACACAGCAGCUUCCGAAGAACAAUGGGCAGUCGCACAGGAUUCCACCAUCUCUUGCUUGGACGAGACUGGGCACGCGAGGACGUGAAACGUAUAGUGCAUCCCCGCCACGACUUGCUGGUCCACCGAGACUAUACGGUUGACACACACGUAGGACGAUGUGGCAGUCUCGAGCGCCUUGUACAGCAACGAUUUUGUUGCUUCGACGUCCGCUGAGGUGGAUCCUCCAGGCACUCCGUCGCUCAGGUCACCCUGACCGCCUCCUCCGCGAAGCCCCAGCACCAACGCCGCCGACAACGCAAUCGUCCGCAGGAAGGUCUUCAUAUAAUUCGUUCGCGCCGCAACA
Messenger RNA from Aphanomyces invadans, 3195 nucleotides. RefSeq lists its product as hypothetical. The coding region runs from base 1 to 1809 and encodes 602 amino acids. The record is from RefSeq and is a predicted model, not a curated record. NCBI's taxonomy places the organism in Eukaryota, Oomycota, Saprolegniomycetes, Saprolegniales, Verrucalvaceae. Gene Ontology annotation, molecular function: protein binding. The transcript is spliced from 6 exons.